Messenger RNA from Didymella exigua CBS 183.55, 1232 nucleotides. RefSeq lists its product as uncharacterized. The coding region runs from base 112 to 1122 and encodes 336 amino acids. NCBI's taxonomy places the organism in Eukaryota, Fungi, Ascomycota, Dothideomycetes, Pleosporales, Didymellaceae. The record is from RefSeq and is a predicted model, not a curated record. The transcript has a single exon.
GCUCGACGACUGGCUCGACGACUGGCUCGGUGACUGAGCCGGAGCAGGCGAAUGUUACUACUUGGUAGAGAUGCACGCUUGUGAUUAAAGGCACCACACGCGCGCUGCACGAUGACGAACAACCAACUACAAACUACAAGUGUCACCUGUAAUUACCACGUCGAGCACUGCAUCGCGCCGCGCGUCGGCAGUCUCGUGACACCGUGUCCUACCGGGAUACCUAUGCGGUCGUCGUGUGUCCCCGGUUGCUGGAGGCGGUGUCGUUGCGCGGUGGCACUCGACGCACGUCUCGACAUGUCAUGCCGGUCUUGUCGCGUCUCAGAACAGGUGAUGUGGUGGUGGCGUGUGUGUAUACAACGCAUGCCAGCCAUUUCUCUUCACGGUGGCAACCACGACGGAACAGGGGCACGGUCGCGCUGCAGGCCAGACGGGCGUCUGCAAGCACCAACAAUGGAACAGGUUCGCACGCAUCACCACGGGGAAUCAACUCUGCAGUGCUGCUGGGCAGAUGGCCAAGACACGGUUGGAGAAUCAUUCGCUGCACGGCGAAUGGCGGGCUGCAGCGUCGUGACAGCGAAACAGUGCAUAUGCGCAGCGCUGGUUGAGGGGUGCCAGCACAUCAAGCGCGGGGCGCGCAGAAGACAAGCCAUGUAUGGGGACCCCGGCCAGCAGGUCAAGGCAGACGGGCGCGCGCAGGCCAGGGCAGACGGGCGCGCGCAGGCCAGGGCAGACGGGUGCACGCAGGUCAGGGCAGACGGGUGCACGCAAGUCACGGGGCGCGCGUUGGGGUGCAGGACAUGUCGAUUCUCACCUUGCAGCGACCGACGAGAAACAUGGCAGUCGUGUGCUGUGGCGUGCUGUGGUGAGAGGUGGGUGGUGUGCAGAUUCUGGGCUAGCGCUGCGGCUGCAGAUUGGGCCAGCCGCUGCGGGAGGAGGCGGGCGGGCGUCAAAACAAACACCAGGCGAGGCUGGCGGUCCAGUCGACUGGACAAGUGGGACGCUGGAGUCUGGACGUGUGUUGGUGUGGGCGGCUGGUCGAGGGUCCCUCGUGUCUCAGCAGUGCGCUGCGAGCUGGACGGUGGCGCUGCGAGCUGGACGGUGGCGCUGCGAGCUGGACGGUGACGGUGACGCUGCCCUCGGUCUGCGGUGAUGCUGGCGCGCGAAUGCCCGACUCGAGCACCGACUCGAGCACCGACUCGGGCCCUGCCAAUCAUCCAUCGCGAGCGUGUGCA